GGGCUAAGGCGUGUUGUCACUUUGUUUGAUAGUAUCAAGGAUUUAGUUGCCAAAAAUGACCAGAGAUAUGACAAUGUUGACAAUGAUACUAAUGGCACUGUUGACCAAGAUCAGCUACUAUAUGGGUACAGCAUCCUAGUGAGAACUUUGCCGUGGUUUUUGAAGAAAACCACAGACAUGGAGCAUGAUGACUAUGUGUGCAUGCUGAAGAUGCUUAGGCAAGGGGUUGAUGGCACCUGGGGAGAUGAUACAUCAAAGCUAAAGACUCUUGUUUCAGACUGGGUUAAUCUCGCAUUCAAGCCAACUCCCCCAGUCGAUCCCGAUGACAAACAUUGCCAUGGAUUCAUCAAUGAUGCAUGUGGCAGAUUACUAUGCCCGACUGAACUUGACUGGAACAACCCAGCUGUACAAGCAGGGAUUCGAGAUCAAUCAGAAGGCUAUGUGGUGAUGGACCUUUCUUUCCCAGUGUUUUUGUAUGAAAAAUACACUGCCAAUCCUGAUGAUUUGGAGGAAGGUAUCUUUAAGGGAAAAAUUUUGCUGCAGGCCUACAAAGCUGCCUUUACAUCCCCAUCCUCCGCAAAAGACAUUGAGUGUGACAGCGAUGGCGCAGAUGUAAUUGAGAACAACAAACACGCUAAGAUGGCAUUCUCAACAAUCAAAGUGCAAUUUGCACUUUCAUCUGUUACCUCGUGGCGCUCGAUCAACGGUGACUUUGACUACACCCAAUUCUGGUGGACUAUUGUGGAUUUCUUUGAAAAGCCUCCCAGUCAAGAUGCUCGGCGCAGGGUUGAGCGACUCCUCAAGUGGUGGACAAGAAAAGUUUUUGGAAAAAAACAUUGCAGUGAGCUUAGCAAUGCAGCGAAAGCUAAUAUGUCUGUGAACACUCUCGCAAGGCAGAGGGCCCAGCAUGAUGAUGCUGCUUUUGAUUCUUCUUAG
Suillus subaureus is the source of this 936-nucleotide messenger RNA. RefSeq lists its product as uncharacterized. Lineage: Eukaryota; Fungi; Basidiomycota; Agaricomycetes; Boletales; Suillaceae. The transcript has 7 exons. The annotation marks the transcript as partial. The record is from RefSeq and is a predicted model, not a curated record.